AUCCGCGGUCCAAAGGUGGUGUGCACCAACAGUUCUGCAGGGACAGGCCGGCAGAAUUGCUGCGUCAUCCAGAGCGAGGUGGGACGCAAUUGCACGUAACACAAAAAUCGCUAUCCCUAGCGGAGGAAAGACCGGAGCACUUUCGACCUUACAACACACGACACGACGCCUCACUUAAAUGUCUUGUCAAACAGCCUCCCACCUCCCCACCAUCCUCGACAGCAAUUUUUCUUCCCGCGAUAAUGGCUGAUCAAUUCUUGGGAUUCGACCUCAGCACACAGCAAUUAAAAGGCAUUGUCAUCAAGUCCGACCUCAGACUUGUCCAUGAAGCCAAAGUAGAUUUUGAUGCCGACUUUCCCAAAUAUGGCAUUCACAAGGGAGUUCUCACCAAUCCUUCUGCUGGCGAGGUUUUUGCGCCCGUUGCUAUAUGGCUCGAAGCAAUUGACCUCGUCCUACAGCGCUUGAAGGAGCAGGGUGCCGACCUAUCAAAGAUCCGGGGAAUUUCGGGAGCCGGUAUGCAGCAUGGCACUGUUUUCUGGAGCCAUGAUGCAGAGACGUUGCUGGCUGGCCUGGACGGGCGCAAAUCGCUCGUGGAGCAAUUGAGCGGCGCUGCUAAUGGGGGGCAGAAAAGCGCUUUCAGUCACCCUAACAGUCCGAAUUGGCAGGAUGCGAGUACACAGAAUCAGUGUGAGAGAUUUGAUGCCGCGCUGGGAUCUCCAGAGAAGCUAGCGCAAUCCACUGGCAGCAAAGCACAUCAUCGCUUCAGCGGUCCCCAAAUCCUAAGGUUCCGUGAGAAAUUCCCCGAAGAUUACGAGGCGACUUCACGAAUCUCACUCGUUUCCUCCUUCUUUGCCUCCGUUUUCCUGGGCAAGGUAGCUCCGAUAGACAAAGGCGACGUGUGCGGCACAAACCUGUGGGAUAUCAACACCGGCCGCUGGCACGAUGACUUGCUCAAGUUGACAGCCGGAGGAUCAGACAUUGAUGGUUUGAGAACGAUGCUGGGCGACGUAUAUGAAGACGGCGGCAAGAGUUUUGGGUCUAUUUCCCCGUACUUUGUCAAGCGUUACGGCUUCUCGUCCUCAGCUCAAAUUGUCACCUUCACCGGCGACAAUCCUUCUACUAUUCUUGCCCUUCCUCUCCGCUCCUCCGACGCCAUCGUUUCUCUGGGAACAUCUACCACGUUCCUCAUGUCUACGACUCGUUACAUGCCCGACCCAGCGUAUCAUUUCAUGAACCAUCCGACCACCUCCGGUCUCUAUAUGUUUAUGCUGUGCUAUAAGAAUGGAGGUUUGGCGCGCGAACACAUACGCGAUGCUAUCAACUCGCUAACUCCAUCGGCGACCCCCAACUCCUGGGAUCUCUUCAACUCAACGGCGACAUCAACUCCCGUCCUUGGCCAAGAAAAUCCGAAGUCUGACCCACAACGCCUUGGACUCUUUUUCCCCCGCCCCGAAAUUGUACCCAAUGUCAAAGCUGGAACAUGGCGUUUCCUCUACAAAAAUGAUAGACUAUCUGCGGUCAACUCCGCAAACGACAAUAGUAGCGCCGAUUGGCCAAUUCCCAAAGCCGACGCCCGCGCUAUAUUGGAAAGUCAAUUUCUCAGUCUCCGUCUCCGUUCCCAAAAUCUUGUCGAGCCCCAGGGCGCUCUUCCACCGCAACCGCGUCGUAUCUAUAUGGUUGGUGGUGGUGCAGCAAAUAGCGCCAUUGCGGAGCUAGCAGGUCAGGUUUUGGGUGGCAGUGAAGGAGUGUACAAGCUCGACAUUGGCGGGAAUGCGUGUGCCCUUGGGGCUGCGUAUAAAGCGGCGUGGGGCGUGCAGCGAGAAAAUGAUGAGAAUUUCGAGGACUUUCUUGAGAAGAGGUGGAAUGAGGAGGGAUUUGUCAAGAAAAUCUGCGAGGGAUACAGGAAGGGCGUUUUCGAAAGGUACGGAGACGCACUCAAGGGCUUCGCAGAAAUGGAGCAUAAGGCCUUUGAAGAGAUGGGCGAGGGUAAAUUGAUGGAUCAGAAUGCUGGCGGGAAGGUGACGUGA
Periconia digitata is the source of this 2027-nucleotide messenger RNA. Lineage: Eukaryota; Fungi; Ascomycota; Dothideomycetes; Pleosporales; Periconiaceae. The record is from the annotation of a GenBank genome assembly.